ACUCAUUCACCCAUUACCUCUUUGCAAGCUCUUAUCAAGCACGUUAUUUUAAGCCUCCCCCUUUUUUGACCCAAAGGGCAAAAAGAUUGACCAAACACUUCCCAAAUGGUCAAUCAAGAAUGCCACGUCCUUCCUAAGCCGUUGGAUUUGAACGCCCCCGUCUUCCACCACCAACCAAACAUCUCCGCGCAGUUCAUAUGGCCGGACGAGGAGAAGCCCACCGCUGACGCCCCACCCUUCGACAUUCCGCUUAUUGACCUUUCGGGUUUUCUCUCCGGGGACCCUGUCGCUGCCGAAGAAGCUUCUAGACUCGUUGGCGAAUCGUGCAUGAAACACGGGUUCUUCCUCGUUUCCAACCACGGCGUCGACGGGGACCUCAUCUCCGAUGCCCACCGCUGCAUGGACCACUUCUUCGAGUUGCCUCUCGGCGAGAAGCUAAAAGCUAAGAGGCAACUCGGAGAGCAUUGUGGCUAUGCGAGCAGCUUCACGGGUCGGUUCUCGUCGAAGCUGCCGUGGAAGGAAACAUUCUCUUUCAGCUUCUCCGCGGAGAAAAACUCUCAAAACACUGUCCAAGAAUAUUUCCAAUCAGCAUUGGGUGAAAAUUUCUCACAAACAGGGAAAGUUUAUCAAGAAUAUUGCAAUGCAAUGAACAAGCUUUCAGAAGGGAUACUAGAACUGUUGGCAAUGAGCCUAGGAGUGAACAAGAAGUUCCUGAGAGAAUUCUACGAAGACAACGAAUCGAUAAUGAGACUAAACUACUACCCGCGGUGCGAGAAACCGGAGUUGACCUUGGGGACCGGCCCACAUUGCGACCCGACAUCGCUCACCAUCCUCCACCAAGACAACGUCAGUGGCCUGCAAGUGUUUGUCGACAACCAGUGGCGCUCCGUCCCGCCCACUCCCAACUCCUUCGUAGUUAACAUCGGCGACACUUUCAUGGCGCUAUCAAAUGGAAGGUACAAAAGUUGCUUGCACAGGGCAGUGGUGAACAACAUAAGUGCAAGGAAAUCACUUGCAUUUUUUUUGUGCCCAAAGAAGGACAAAGUUGUGAGGCCUCCCACGGAACUGGUGGACUCAAAUAACCCGAGACUAUACCCGGAUUUCACAUGGCCUACCUUUCUCGAGUUUACUCAAAAGCAUUAUAGAGCCGAUAUGAACACACUUCAAGCCUUCUCCGCUUGGAUCCAAAAUAACAAUCAGUCAUAGUACUGUUUGUUCAUCCCAUUCAUGAUUGCUUGAAACCAACUUAACUAUAUGUAUAUGGUCAUAAUGGUCAUGAUUCAUGAAUGGUAAUAGCCACCUACAAUAUAUAUAUUUAUAUAUAUUUAUAUUAUAUUUGUUCCUCUUUUUUUCUUCUUUUAUUUAUUAUGGAGUUAUUUUUCUUGCCAUCCUGGACCUUACCGAUUGAUCGAAUUGGUUUGUUAGGAUGGUGAAUGUAUGAAAUGGAGGAAUGAAAUAUGUAUGUAAUUUUAAAUUAAAUGAAGAAUAAUAAUGCAUAUGUGAUUGGUUAAUUAAUCAUUAUGAUUGGAGCAAUGUGACGUGAUCGAUUGAGGAUAAG
Cuscuta epithymum is the source of this 1558-nucleotide messenger RNA. The record is from the annotation of a GenBank genome assembly. Lineage: Eukaryota; Viridiplantae; Streptophyta; Magnoliopsida; Solanales; Convolvulaceae.